UUUCUUCUAAUCUCUAUACUUUAAAAUUAUUUACCUUACGUUAUACAAAUAUAACUGACACUACUUUAGAUAAAACAAUCGUAACGUUGCGCUGUCGCUAAAUUUGAUGUUUUUUUACAAACAUCCGCGACUAGCUUACGACUAGCUUGUAGCCCGUAGCCCGCUAGCAUCACCUACCGCUAGCCUUGUUUACGUUUCACAUUUCUCAUUUACCGCUGUUCUGUUUAAAAAACAAAUAUGUCUGCUGUCUCUCCGGUUUUGAGUGCAGAUGAGGACUCGCUCGAGCUUCACAUGGUGCGGCUGGAACUGGAGGAUGUGGAGAAGCAGAUCCGCGGCCUACUCGACAAGCAGGCCCAGCUGCUGGAGCGACAAACUGCGCUGGAAACAUCUUGUGCCUCUGCCCACAUAUCCAAGGUAAGCACACAGCGUGGUAUUUCCACUCCCAGCCCCUCUACGCCGUGUGUUUCUCUUGCCGGGACCGUGCACCUAGGACUUUCCCAGCCGUGGUCUCCGUCAUGCCGGCGCCAACACACCUCGGGCCUUGGGUGAACCAGCAGCGGAAGUCGCGGGCUGGACCCUCUCCACCUCCGGUGUUCGAGAUUCCAACCAGGAACCGCUUCGCCCCUCUCCGUCAGACCAGACCCAACGCUGUGAUCGUCGGGGACUCCAUUGUGCGGAACGUCCAUGUAGUCUCAUCUAAAGGUAAGGUGCGCACACACUGUUUUUCUGGUGCUUGUGUCCUUGAUGUCGCUGCGCAGGUAUCCGGGAUCCUGAAGAAGGACGAGCGCAUUGGAGCGGUUGUGCUCCACGCGGGGACGAACGACACCAGGCUGCGGCAGACGGAGGUUCUGAAGAGGGACUUCUCCAGCCUGAUCGAGACGGUACGAGGCAGAUCACCCACCGCGAAUAUCAUCGUCUCUGGACCUCUUCCCACAUACAGACGUGGAGCAGAAAAGUUCAGUAGACUUCUAGCAUUAAAUGAUUGGUUAGUCUCUUGGUGUAAUGAGCAGAAUCUGGUGUUUGUCAAUAACUGGAAUCUGUUCUGGGAGCGUCCUAGGUUGUUUCGUCCUGAUGGCCUGCACCACAGCAGCCUUGGAGCAGAACUGCUGUCUGACAACAUCUCCAAGGCACUACACUCCAAGUGACUGCCUACCCCCCACACGAAUUUAUGGAGAUACUAGAGAUCCAGAUCCUUUCUGCCUCUGGAUGGAGCUCAAAUCUUCUCUAAUUCCAGACUGCUGGGACUACGGCUGCUCCUAAGGCCAUACAGACUUCAUAUAAAUCCAUAAUGAACUUUUUCACACUAUCUGUUGUUACCCAGAUGAGGAUGGGUUCCCUUCUGAGUCGGGUUCCUCUCAAGGUUUCUUCCUCUUAAAACAUCUUAGGGAGUUUUUCCUUGCCACCGUCGCCACUCAGUGGCUUGCUCAGUUGGGAUAAAUUCACUCCUUUAAUAUCUGUAUACCGUGUUGAUAUUUCUGUAAAGCUUCUUUGAGACAAUGUCUAUUGUAAAAAGCGCUAUACAAAUAAAAUUGAAUUGAAUUGAAUAUGAAAUACACUACAAAUAUAUUUUUCUGUGCAAUAUAUACUUUUUGUCAACUCAUCUUCAUUUAAAUGUUUCACCGGUGUACUGGUGCUUUAAUUCAGCGUGAGCAGCUCAGCAAGAAACAAUAACAAUGAGACUUGUCGCCGAAACUCCCACUUCAUUUCCGCUCACUUCCGGUG
Molecule: messenger RNA, 1722 nt
Organism: Ictalurus furcatus (blue catfish)
Lineage: Eukaryota; Metazoa; Chordata; Actinopteri; Siluriformes; Ictaluridae
Exons: 2
Coding region: 516-1145 (209 amino acids)
Source: RefSeq, a predicted model, not a curated record